AUGGAGAAAUUCAUUGUCCGGGGGCCUCUUAAGACCACAGCAACAAAGAACAAGAGGAUGUCCCCUGGGCCAGAGCGGGAGGAGGCUGACCCAGGUGCGGAAGGCAGUGGAAGAAGCAAGAAGAGGCCCAAGCUGGAUGCAUCCCACCAAAGCAAGACUCCCUUGGUUGGUGCUUCAUGGAAACACAUCCGGGCAGAAGGGCUAAACUGCGAUUAUAGGAUCCUUUUCAACAAAGCAGAGGCUGACAGGAUCUUCCAGGAGCUUGAAAAGGAAGUGGAAUAUUUUGAAGGUAAACAGAUCUGAUCUUUGAAUCUUUCAUGAAUUCUCUGUGCAGCAGGGCUAUCUGGAGCAUACUAUAAAUAGAUUUCCUCAUUUUUAUGGCUAUUAUUAUUUAUUAAACUUAUAUACCACCCUUCAGCUGAAGAUCUCUGGGCAGUUCACAAGAUAAAGAUAAAAGAUAAAAACACAAAAUAAAAAGUCAAAAACGAAACAAUAACCCCCCUCCAACAACACAUUUAAAAGGCUGUAGAAUCUUAAUUAGCCUGGCUGAAGAGGAAUGUUUUUGCCUGGUGCCUAAAAAUAUAUAAUGAAGGCACCAUGCAAACCUUCCUGGGGAGAGCAUUCCACAAACAGCCAUUACGUAGCUAUUGUGGUCCUGAGCUGUUUAAGGCUUUAUAGGUCAAAACCAGCACUUUGAAUUGGACCCGGAAACUAACUGGCAGCCAGUGCAAUCAGGCCAGGAUCAGUGUGAACGCUCAAACCGUCUUGCCCCAGUGAGCAACCUGACUGUCAAAUUCUGCACCAGCUGAAGCUUCCAAACCGUCUUCAGGGGCAGUAAUGAUAAUAAUAGCCAGGCUGAGAAGCAGUUUCUCACUGAAUGGCCAUUGGGCAGGGGGCUGCAGUGAAGAGGGUUGUUUAAUGGGGGAGGCCAUAGCUCAGUUGUAGAGCACCUGCGUUGCAUGCAGAACGUACCAGGUUAAAUUUGCGGAGUUACACGUCUCUGUGUGAAACAUUCUUCUCUCCCCACACCCUUCUCUCCCUCUGGCCUCUCCCAACUCGCGGCAAGAGGUUUUCUCCUCUACAUCUGUCUCUCCUGCUCUCCCUUUCUCCUUUCCACACAAACUCACACACGGCAUGGAAGGAAAAGCAAUUUCUAGAGGGAUGGUGAUGCAGGAAGCAGAGAUCAACCGCAGUGUCCAGAGGGCCCCAUGAAUUGAAUCGGGGGGCCACCACAGGUUCCCCACCACUGCUCUCAGGGGAAAUUUUUACUUGGUGGCAUUUCUUCCCUGCAUCUGGUUAUGAAAGCCCAUCUUGAGUUUGUCAUCUUUUUUUCAAAGCAGGAGAGUUCACUAAACUCCACAUAUUUGGAAAGUGGCACAACAUCCCAAGGAAACAAGUGACCUACGGGGAUGCUGGCUUGACUUACACAUACUCAGGUGUCACUUUCUCACCCAAGCCAUGGAUUCCAGUUCUGGAUCACAUAAGAGACCAAAUCCAGCUAACCACCGGGGACACCUUCAAUUUUGUUCUCAUUAACAGGUAAUGUUGGGCAGGUGGUGGUGGUUAGUAUGGCAUUGAGCACCAGGGAACCAGUUCUCCAUGCCCAGUCCCUUACACUAACUUGUGACUGCUGUUGUGACAUACAGAGGGCAGUGCAGGAGGAGCUUGACAUCCUACUGCAAUUCUACAGGAGCUGCCCUUGACUACGUUUGCCAACUGCUGCUCUCCAGAUGUUUUUGGACUACAAUUCCCACCAGCCACUGCCUGCAGAGUUACAUGAUACUGAGUUUAUGGGAACAAAAGGACAUUCAUUUUUGCAUUUAACACUUACAUUCAAAUAUCAGUCAUAAUCAUAAAAAAUAGGAUUCUCUGAGUCCUUGGACUUCCUGCCACCCUUCCAUGAGUUCCAUUAUUAAUCUUUUCCCACCUGCACCCUAUAAAGUUCUCUAUUUAUCUUUAAUAUUCAAUUUAUACCAUUGUUCAUGUUACAUCGGAAAAUAACAGCUGGGCAGAGCUGAGUGGGGAACAGCUAGGAGAAGUAGAGAGAGAGAGAGAGAGAACGGACUCCCCUUUGCUGCAGAGUGUCCAGCCUUUAUCUCCAAGGGCAAGGAGAGCUGAUAAGGUUGCUAUGCAGAAGGCUCAAUGGUUGUGAGAUGCCGGGGAGGGAAGCUUAAUUGGGAGCACCUUUAUCUCGGGAAUGGAUGCUUCAUUAUUUUCCUGUGAUCAUUAAAGACCCUUUAAAUGGUAAGGGACUCUUGUCACUUUGUCCUGCUUAUCCGCAGCCAAAGGGGGGGGGGGAGGAAAGCCAAGCCCCCAGAGCCUGACAACAAUCUUUUCUGCUCCCUUGGUAUUUUUGUACCUAAAAUUCCUUAAAAAAAACCUUCUAGUUUUUUCACAAAUGUUAUUUUAAACAUUUUUUUCAACUCAUUAUAAAUUAUUUUCCAAUGCUUUUUGCUAUCUUACACAUCCACCACAUAUAGUAGAAGGUGCCUUCUUUCUCUUUACGCUUCCAACAAAUAUUUGUAGUAGUUCUAUACAUUUUUGUUAAUUUAGUAGGAGUUUAAUACCAACAGUACAUCAUUUUCAUAGAGUUUUCCUUCAACGUACAGCAUGCUGUACAUUUUAAGUCUUCCCUCCAUAAUUUUUCCCAUGAUGACAAUUGUAUAUUAUAUCCAAUAUCCCAUGCCCAUUGUAUCAAUACAGAUUUAACAGUAUACAUUUUAGAAAGUAUUUUCACUUUAUUUUCCAACAAGUCUUUUUCAAACCUUAAAAAUUCUUUACUAAAACCAUUUAUUUUAUCCAUUCUAAAUGCAUCAUUUAAUUGGUGAUACUGUAACCAGUCAGUUAAUAAGUCUUAUAUCAUCAAAUUUCUCAUUUUCAGUUGUUGUUCUUUUGUUAACAGCUCUUUAUACGUUGCCCAUUCAUUUUUUGCAUUUAAUUUUUUCACAGAUUUCACCUCUAGCAGGGAAAGCCACCAAGGUGUUUUUUGGUCUAAUAAAUAUUUAUAUUUCUCCCAUACUACAUAAAUUGAUUUUCUUACCAAAUGGUUUAGGAAACCUUUAUGCACUUUUGUCUUAUCAUACCAGAGAUAUGCAUGCCACCCAAAUCUGUUGUCAUGACUUUCUAAAUCUAGAAUGCCUGCAUUUUUUAACAUUAUCCACUCCCGAAGCCAGCAGAGACAGGACGCUUCAUAAUAUAACCUCAAGUCCGGAAAAACCGCCUCUAUCCUUUGCAUCAGUUAACAAUUUAUAUUUAAUCCUUGGCUUCUUUCCCUGCCAGAUAAAUUUAGAAGUAACUUUUUGCCACUGCUUGAAGUGUCCUGCUCUACUGAUAACGGGUACUGAUUCAAAUAAAAAUAGCAUUCUCGGCAAUACAUUCAUUUUUAUUACUGAUAUUCUUCCCCAUAGUGAUAAGCUUAUGCUUCCCCAUACCUUUAGGUUUUUCUUUUUUUCUUUCCAAGUGGCUAUAUAGUUGUCAACCAUACCUCUAAAUAUUUCACCUUUUUUUCUAUUGUCAAUUCUGUUGUUCGAUGUAAGUCUCUUUUUUAUUGAACGGUCACAUUUUUUACCAAUACUUUCAUUUUAUUUUUAUUCAACUUGAAAGCUGCUACCUGACCAAAUUCAGCAAUUAUCUCUAAGACCCUUGAUAUACUUACCAUUGGGUCUUCUACUGUUAUCACAAGGUCAUCCGCAAAUGCUUUCAAUUUAUAAGCUCUGCACCCUACUGUUAUACCUUUUAUUCUAUCACGCCAGGGUUUCUAGAAUUAAUAUAAACCAUAAUGGUGACAGGAAACGUCCCCUUCUUGUCCCUUUUGUUAUAUUUUUCCGUUAUCACAUUGUUCACUAUCAACAUAGCCUGUUGAUCUGAAUAAGUUGCGUCAAUACUCCAAAGGAAUGACUCUCCAAAGUUCAUCAUUUCUAUAGUUUUUUUCCAUAAAAAUCCAUGACACAUUAUCAAAGGCCUUCUCUGCAUCUACAGACAUUAAAGCCGCUUGCUUUUCAUUCAUCUGGCGGCCAGGAAGAAAGCCAGCUUGAUCUUGAUGAAUUAAAUCUUUUAACACCAUCUUCAUAUGAUUUGCCAUUAUUUAGCAGAGAUACCUGCCUAUAAUUUUUUACUGAUAGUAAAUCUGUAUCUUGUUUUGGAAUUAAUGUAAUAUAUACCUGUCAAGGCUGCCUCAAGUCUUAGCUCACAAAAGACCAACGCCUACGUCUUCUUGAAUACAAAGGUGUUUAUUGCAGUUCAUGGUUUGCUUGACAUCUUAGGCGCGCAGCCUUACGUCUCUUACGCUAGACCGCCGAAGUCCCGUCUGAGUCAGUCCCUCCUCUGCACCAAUUUAAGAGACUUGCGCUGCUCCACCUCUUUCUCUCCUUCCUUUUCCGCAGGGUCUUUCUGCCCCCUGGGGUUUGCCCCCUUCUGGAUUCCUCUGACGCGGAAUCAGACUGCUGCUCAACCCCUCCUGCGGGCUUUGGCAACUGGCCCCUCCUCCGGGCUCCCUGCACUUCCGCGCGCCUCUACAUUUGAACGAGGCGCGCGCGCCAAACCUCUAACUUUCCUUUUGACAGUUACACUGCUCCCUUCACUGCUCCCCUCCCCUUCCGGGAGGGCUGCUUGCUCUGACCCCCCUCCUCUCUCUGCUGCUGGAGCUCCUUCCUCUGACACACUGGAAACUCCACCCCCUUCGCUGCACUUUGGUGGGGAGGCUGGUCCUGACGCCCAGCUGCCACUUUGGGAUCCUCCGCUGGCACCCUGCUCCUGACAUUUCCCCCCUGGGGCUCCCUGGCCCUGACCACCGGCGCCCCUUCUGGGAAUCCUCUGAUUCGCUGGAAAGACUCAUGGAAUCCCUUGAGUCAUUGUCGUCCUCUUCCUCGCUGGCUUGGAAUUCCUCCCCUUCGCUCUCCAUCUCCUGCCUACCCUGUGCCUCUCUCUCUGAACCCCUGACAUCCAUCCCCCCCCCGCGAAGCCCCCCCAUCCCCCCACCCGCGGCGCGGGCGCAGGUUCCGGGAGCCGCGUUGUAGCGGGGGUAGAUGCAGGAUACAGUUCGUCGACGUCGAUCUCCACAGCUUCCAGUUCAGUGUAGGAGUGCUCGAAACCGGGGUCCUCCCCAACACCUCCAAACCCUUCCCUCCCCUGUUACUUCAGGCGAAGCUGCUUGCCAAGGCCCCCUUCGCCACCCCACUUCUGGUUGAUCGUCCCACCAAUAAGAGCGGUCCGUGUCCACCCCCGAGCCCGAUCCCCUUGGAGGGCUCGAUUGCGGCGUGGUCUCCUCUGCGGAGGAGAACCCCUGAAGGUGCUGCCUGAAAGUGUGGGGGUAAAAGCCAGUCGUCAAAAUACUCCUCUGGCAUGGGCCUGUGCGGGAAGAGUGCAUGGAACUCGUCCUUAAGCCAAGAUUCCUCCAGAGCAUAAUCUGGCACCCAACUGUUGGCGCUAGCCGGGGUACCUUCCUUGGCGAGGAGGUAUUCCACUCCCUCCUCCCCCAUCUCGAGUCCAGAAUUUCCGUGACCUCGUUGAGUGUCGGGAUCCUCGGUGACUUCCCCCUGGUGACUUCCUACGCGGGUCUGGUGCCGUCCCUGGCUCCUGAAAUCUGUGUGGGGCCUUGUAGGGUGUAAGCACCGACCUAUGAAAGACCGGGUGCAUUCGGGAAUCCUCUGGGAGGGUCAACCGAAAAGCUACGGGAUUGACCCUGCCCUCAACUUGGUAUGGCCCUAGCUGUUUGUGUCCUAGCUUCUUCUUAGCUAACGACCUGGCCGGCACCGCCUGGGCUGCUAACCAUACCCAGUCCCCCACCUGGAUGUCUUCUCCUGCCCUCCUGUGCCUGUCUGCCUGCACUUUGUAGGCGUGUUUAGCUAGUUCCAAAUGCCGUCGUAGCUCCUCGUGGACCUCCUGCAAUUCUGCUGCUAAAUGUUCCGCUCCCUGCGACUCCCCCUGCGUCGUCGUCUCCAACGCCGGGAAUGUUCUGGGGUGUCGCCCAUUGUUGGCGAAGAACGGUGUCACCCCCGUUGACGCGUGCUUCGUGUUGUUGUAGGCAAACUCGGCCAUCGGUAAGUAGUCCACCCAAGUUGCAGGCUUUUGAUUGGCGUAACAUCGCAGGUACUGCUGCAUGAUGGCGUUGACCCUCUCCGCUUGGCCGUUGGUUUGGGGGUGUCUCGCCGACGCUAAGUUGAUCCUGACAUUCAGGAUGCCCAGGAGCUUCUGCCAGAAACUGGAAAUGAAUUGGCGACCCCGGUCGGACAAAAUGGACCGUGGUAAGCCGUGCACCCGGAACACGUGGUCUAUGAAUAGCCUGGCGGUCUGCUCCGCUGUUGCCACCUUCGCGCAAGGAAUGAAAUGCGCCAUCUUGGUGAACAGAUCUACAACCACAAGCACCGCCGUCUUGCCCCGCGAACUGGGCAGAUCAGUGACAAAGUCCAGCGCCACCCUUUCCCACGGCUGCAGUGGCGUCUCCAGCGGUUCCAGCAAUCCCGCUGGCUUCUUGUGCACUGGCUUGGACCUCUGACAAGUGUCACACCUGGCGACGUAAUCCGCGACUUCUCCCCGCAUCUGGGGCCACCAAAAGUCCCUGGCUACUAAGUCCGCCGUCUUCUCCUUGCCGAAGUGACCCGCGCUGGGGGCGUCGUGCAACUGCUGUAGAACCUUCGCUCGGAGAUCGUCCCCUGGGACAUAGAGAGCACCUUUGCGGGUCAGUAGGCCGUCGCGUAUCUGGAAUUCGCCGUCCUUUGCUGUCCCUCUUCGCACCUCCUCCAUCUUGGAUUGUGCAAACGGGUCCGUCUGUAGCGCGCGUCGUACCGCGUCCAGGUCCACGGCGGCAGAAGCGCACGCCCACGCUUGCGGUGCAAAAAUGUGCCUGGCUGCCACUGGUGCCGCUUCCUCAAGAUACUGCGGUUUUCUGAGAGCGCAUCCGCUAUGAUGUUGUUGUCUCCCGGGAUAUACUCUAUCCGGAAAUCGAAAUCCGCAAAGAACUCCGCCCAUCUCAUGUGCCUCUGGCUCUGGAGCUUCGCCGUGCGCCAAUACUCCAGGUUCUUGUGGUCCGUGCGGACCUGCACGGUGUGCUUGGCUCCGAUGAGGAAGUGCCGCCACGCCUUGAAAGCCGCGUGGAUGGCCAACAACUCCCUGUCCCAGAUGGUGUAGUUCUGUUCCGACUUGCUGAGCUUCCGUGAGUAGAAAGCGCAGGGCCUCCAGUUCCCUUGCGAAUCUUCCUGCAAGAGGACGGCCCCCACUGCUCUGUCAGAUGCGUCAGUCUCAACCCGCAUGGGCCUGCCAGGAUUCACGUGUAGCAGCUGGUCUUCGGACGCGAAGAGACUCUUAAGCCUCCUGAAGGACUGCUCCGCCUGGUCCGUCCAGGUGAACUUUUUCUUCUUGGAACUGAGGGUGUCCGUGAUAGCUGCCGUCUCUUUCGCGAAACCCCUGAUGAACUUGCGGUAAAAGUUGGCGAAGCCGACGAACCUCUGGACCUCCUUCCGAUUGCGCGGGCUAUUCCAGUCCAACACCGCGCGGACCUUGGCGCUGUCCAUGGCUAGGCCCUUGUCGGACAGCCGGUAGCCCAGGAAAUCCACCUCCGUCACGUCGAACUGGCACUUCUCCAGCUUGGCGUAGAGUCUGUGCUCCCGUAGCCUCUGCAGGACCUCCUUUACGUCUGUUUCGUGAGUCUCCUGCGAUUCCGAGAAGAUCAGAAUAUCGUCGAGAAAGCAUACGCACUUCUUGUAGAGGAGUCCUGCUAGCACGUGGUGCAUGAAUGCUUGAAAAUGGUGGGAGCCACCUUGGAGACCAAACGGCAUAACUCUGUAUUCAUAGGUGCCCAGCGGCGUGAACAUGGCCGUCUUCCACUCGUCACCUUCCCUCAUGCGUAUGAGAUUGUAGGCUCCGCGUAGAUCCAACUUGGUGAAGAUCCUCCCCUUCCUCACCGUCGCGAGCAGGUCGUCAAUCUUGGGCAUGGGGAAAGCCUUGGGUUUUGUCAUCGAGUUUAUGGCCCUAUAGUCCACAAUGAGUCGUUUUUGGGGCGUGUCCUUCUUCUUCACAAAAAACACAGGACUGCCCCCCACUGCCUUGGAUUCUCGGAUGAAUCCCCGCUUCAAAUUGUGAUCUAUGAACUCCCUGAGCUCCUGCAUCUCAUCUUCAGACAUGGAAUACAGCUUCGCAGUCGGUAGCGUUGCCCCUGGUAAGAGGUCAAUUGCACAGUCGUAGGGCCUGUGGGGUGGUAAUUGGUCAGCUUCCUUCUCGCAGAAGACCUCCAAAAAUCCCUUGUAUUUGUGGGGCACUGCCUGCACCAUGCCUAGAUGCAGCUGUUGCCCUUCCUCCCGGCCCUCCUCGUCCUCACCAAUCUGGAUGCAAUGUUGUGCACAGUAGGACGAGCCAAAGGUGAGCUGCCGCUGGUACCACGCCAAGGAUGGACUGUGUCUAUCCAGCCAACUCAUGCCUAGCACUAUGGGCGUGUCUGACAGUUGGGUGACAUUGAAACUGAUGACCUCGCGAUGAUUCCCAAUUUUCAGCAGCAUGGAUGGCGUCUGUUGUACCACUUGCCCACCCAGCAACUUCCUGCCAUCUACAGUGACCACAUUCAGAGGCAGCGUGGCUGGUAGUAGCGCUAUGCGAUGCUGCUUGACGAACUGCACCCCCACGAAGUCAGCGUUGCUCCCUGAGUCAAUCGUAAUGGGGACUUCCAGGGUGAGUCCAUUAGGCAGCUGGAGAGUAGCAGUGAGCUGCACCACUGGCUUAGGUGGUAAGGGGUCUGUAGGCUGCAAAAGCGCUGGGGACUGCUUCAUUGACGUGCCUGGUGGAGCCCCAGCGUCUCUCCCUCCAACCAGGCAUUCUCGUUUCCCUGAAACUGCUCCCCUUGGAAAGCUUCCCCUGUUACUGUUGCUAAGGCUGCAGUGUGCUUCUGGAGCCUCUGGGGACACUCUUUAGCCAUGUGCCGUGCACUGUCACAGAUGUAACACUUCCUGGUCCCUCUAGGAGGCUUCGCUUUGACUGCUCCUGACGCUGAGGCUCCGGCAGCUGUCUGAGCCUUUGCACCACCCAGUUCCAUCUGUUCUUCCCCCUCUGCCAGGACAGGCGAAAGGCGUGAACGUUCCAAGUCCCUAGAAGGAAAAGGAGGCGCUCUAGCUGGUGGGCGGACGUGACGCCCCUCCUCCCUGUGCCAAGGGCGGUCUUCUUGGCGCACCCCUAUCGUGAGUGCCCUCUGCACGACGUCUGCUAGGGUUUGAGGUCUGUCUCCCUAGCCAGCUCAACUUUCACUGAGCCCUGUAGCCCAUCCCAAUACAAGUCCCUUACUGCCAGGGAGUACUUUUCCCAGCCCAGCACUUUCAGCAAUGCUUAAAAGCGAGAAUGGUACUGACGCACUGUAGCCUUGCCCUGCCGCAAUCCAUGCAUCUCCUGACGUGCCACAUCAACGUCAACAGUAGAUUGGAAGCAAGCGUCCAUGGCUUUGAGAAAUUCAUCAGAGUCCCUGCGUGCAAGACCAUCUUCGCGCCAUAAAUUGCGUAACCAAUUCCGUGCUUCCCCAUGCAAAUGGGACACAAUGAACCCCACUUUUUCCUCCUCAUCCUUGAAGUCCUUUCGAAGUAAAUGCAGUGCAUAUACGACGUCUGCUCUGAAAUUGGGAUAAUGCUUCAGGUUCCCAUCGAAGUGGGCUACUAAAUUGCCCCCCCUUCGUCCCAGUCCGAUUCCCUCUGAUCUGGACCCCGGGAACCCCUCUCUGCACGCCCGAUCCCACCUGGCUUGCAGAUCCUGGCAUCGCGCUUCUGCUUCUGCAACUGUCUUCUGAGAAACCACGACGGCAGUGGAGAGCUCGGUGACUGCGUUUUGCAGGGACGCUAUCUGCUCCUCAGUAGUCAUUGCUGCCAAACUUCGUGAGCUGUGCAAAAAAAAAUUUUUUGCUUUUGAGACGGGACUUACUGUCAAGGCUGCCUCAAGUCUUAGCUCACAAAAGACCAACGCCUACGUCUUCUUGAAUACAAAGGUGUUUAUUGCAGUUCAUGGUUUGCUUGACAUCUUAGGCGCGCAGCCUUACGUCUCUUACGCUAGACCGCCGAAGUCCCGUCUGAGUCAGUCCCUCCUCUGCACCAAUUUAAGAGACUUGCGCUGCUCCACCUCUUUCUCUCCUUCCUUUUCCGCAGGGUCUUUCUGCCCCCUGGGGUUUGCCCCUUCUGGAUUCCUCUGACGCGGAAUCAGACUGCUGCUCCCCCUCCUGCGGGCUUUGGGACCUGGCCCCUCCUCCGGGCUCCCUGCACUUCCGCGCGCCUCUACAUUUGAACUAGGCGCGCGCGCCAAACCUCUAACUUUCCUUUUGACAGUUACACUGCUCCCUUCACUGCUCCCCCCCCUUCCGGGAGGGCUGCUUGCUCUGACCCCCCUCCUCUCUCUGCUGCUGGAGCUCCUUCCUCUGACACACUGGAAACUCCACCCCCUUCGCUGCACUUUGGUGGGGAGGCUGGUCCUGACGCCCAGCUGCCACUUUGGGAUCCUCCGCUGGCACCCUGCUCCUGACAUUUCCCCCCUGGGGCUCCCCUGGCCCUGACCACCGGCGCCCCCUUCUGGGAAUCCUCUGAUUCGCUGGAAAGACUCAUGGAAUCCCUUGAGUCAUUGUCGUCCUCUUCCUCGCUGGCUUGGAAUUCCUCCCCUUCGCUCUCCAUCUCCUGCCUACCCUGUGCCUCUCUCUCUGAACCCCUGACAAUACCUCUUUCCAAGAAUCUGAUACUUUCCCUGUAUUCAAAAUCUUAUUCAUUACAUCUUUCAAAGGCUGUGCCAAAAGCUCUUAUAGUUUUUAUAGUACUUCGCUGAUAGACCGUCUGACCCCAGCGAUUUACCUGUUUUUAUCUGGUUAAUUAAUUGUUGUAAUUCCAUCACUGUUACUGGUGCAUUUAAGUAAUUAGUUUUCUCUUCCGAAAUAUUUGGCGGCCAAUGCCCAGUCUAGUCCACCAUCCUGUUCUUGCAGUGGCCAAAAAGAUGCCUGUAGGAAAUCCAUAUGGUAUAGUACAGAUUAAGUUGGAAAGGAGGAAAGAUGUUGUGGAUCUUCCCCUUCAGGGCAGAAGUCUAGUCGCUGCCCCCUGAACAGAAGUAGCAGGAGACCAGCAUCCCAAACACAGCAGCAGGGCUGGCUUACUGCAUUCUGAAGCAAGUGAAAUCAUGCACAUCACUAUCUAAAGAGUAUAGACCUCCACUCUGCAAGCGCAUUUGAGUCCAUAGUCUAAAACUACCUAACUGCAUCACUCAUCUCCCCUCCCUGCCAGGUAUAAGGACGGUCACGAUCACAUGGGGGAGCACAGAGAUGAUGAGCGAGAGCUGGCCCCUCGCAGCCCCAUCGCAUCCGUGUCCUUUGGAGCCUGCAGGGACUUUGUCUUCCGGCACAAGGAUUCCCGAGGCAAAAACCCCUCACGCUACAUUGAGGCUGUCAAGUUGCAGCUGGAGCAUGGGAGCUUGUUGAUGAUGAACUUCCCCACCAACCGUUACUGGUACCACAGCCUGCCCAGUCGCAAGAAGCUCCUGGCUCCGAGAAUCAACCUGACAUUUCGAAAUGUGAUGGCGCUGACCCCAGGGCAAUGA
This is a messenger RNA of Podarcis lilfordi (Lilford's wall lizard), 11535 nucleotides long. NCBI's taxonomy places the organism in Eukaryota, Metazoa, Chordata, Lepidosauria, Squamata, Lacertidae. The record is from the annotation of a GenBank genome assembly.